GCCGAGCGCUCGGCGCUGGGGGCGCAGCUCAGCGCGGCCGAGGCCGCGGCGCUGGGCGGCGAGGGCCUGGAGCUGGCCGCCCUCGCAGAGCCGCUGGGCGGUUUGUACGCGUGGGCCAGCCCGGAGUGGCGCACCGGCAUCGGCGCCGGCCUCGGGGCACUGGGGCUCCUGUUGCUACUGCUCUUCUGUUGCUGCCAGCGCUCCGUGCGGGUCGCCGUGGCCGUGGUGCGCGCGUCCUCGGAGUGUUUUCUGGACCUGCCCACCCUGGCGCUGCAGCCGCUGCUUGCGAUGGUCUUUCAGCUCGGCGUGGUGGCCGCCAUGGCCGCCGGGUUCCUCCUGCUGCUGUCCUCUGGGGAGGUGACGCCCCUAAGCCUGGAGGACUACACGGUGUACGCAAGCCUGUCCGGCAGCAGCAACGUGAGCGGCGUGUUCCGCUCCUUCAAGUACGGAGAGGAUGAGCUGUAUCUGAUCGCCUUUUACGUUUUCAUGAUGUUCUGGGUGUGCGAGGCCGUGAACGCUACCUCCCAGUUCGUGCUGGCACACGCGGUCCAGCAUUGGUACUUCACGCCGUACGAGGGCGGUCGGAAGGAGGACGUUGAUUGCUUCCCACUGGCCAAAGGCUACACCGUAGGCAUUUUUUUUCACGUGGGCUCCUUCGCGUUCGGAUCCUUCAUCAUAGCCGCGACGAGGGUGGUCCGCAUCGUCUUGAGCUUUUUGGCCAAGCAGGCGCGCGGCGAGGGAAACGUUGUCGGAGAGGUUGCCGCGAACUGCUGCAUGUGCGUGGUCUCCUGUUUCCAGCGCAGCAUGGAGUUCCUUAACAAGAAC
Molecule: messenger RNA, 825 nt
Organism: Prorocentrum cordatum
Lineage: Eukaryota; Dinophyceae; Prorocentrales; Prorocentraceae
Source: the annotation of a GenBank genome assembly